Messenger RNA from Clonostachys rhizophaga, 597 nucleotides. NCBI's taxonomy places the organism in Eukaryota, Fungi, Ascomycota, Sordariomycetes, Hypocreales, Bionectriaceae. The record is from the annotation of a GenBank genome assembly.
AUGGCAUCAUCUACGUUACACCGUCGUCGAGCAGUCAACAGCUCCGGGUCUGCCCCCGCCGAUGCUACCGACUCCACUCGCGGCAUCAAACCAGCAUCGCAGCGUGCCGAUUCGGGAGCUUCUCAGUCCGGGGCCGUCGAUUUCAUGUCGCUGCCAACCGAGAUCCAUUUCGCCAUAUCGAAGCACCUGAUCUACCCUGACGCCUUGUCUCUGAAGCACACGAGCAGACACUUUUAUGGGCUCGUGAACACAGGUGUCAAUCUCAAGGUCGAGUGGCUCAUUGAGCGUCGAAGCCUGCAUCUUGAAUGCCCCAAUGACAAGCGCUGCGACUUGGGAAGCGAUCUACGCUUCUGUCGUGGGAGUGUUCCACUUCUUAUGAAACGCCGCCGGGAGCACAUGGAGUGCGACUCGAGACCUGGGUUGGGAUGCCUCGUUUUUGGGACAAAGACCUGUGUCCAUCGCCAACGAAAUCCGAGGUGGAGGCGAUGGCUGACGAUCAAGUUCACCAUUGAGCUGUGGUGGGUGCUCCUUGCACUCGUGCCUGUUGCAUUCGUCUGGGCCUGGUUGGCCGAGCUUAUCGGCCCUCAGGCGAGCUGA